Messenger RNA from Cottoperca gobio, 2080 nucleotides. It is a transcript of the gene poll, whose product is annotated as polymerase (DNA directed), lambda. The record is from RefSeq and is a predicted model, not a curated record. Gene Ontology annotation, cellular component: nucleus. Gene Ontology annotation, molecular function: DNA-directed DNA polymerase activity; DNA binding. The coding region runs from base 30 to 1712 and encodes 560 amino acids. The transcript has 8 exons. Gene Ontology annotation, biological process: double-strand break repair via nonhomologous end joining. Lineage: Eukaryota; Metazoa; Chordata; Actinopteri; Perciformes; Bovichtidae.
CCCCCCCCCGACCCCCUUCAAGAGGCAAGAUGGAUCCUCGUCACGGGAUUAUGAAAGCCUUUCCAAAAGUUAAAAGGACCAGAGUGUUGCAAGGAAAGAAUGCCCCCCCAGUAAAGAAGAAACCUGAAGAAUGUGAUGUCACAGGAAACUCUUUUAAUGGUGUCACAGUGUACAUCCUGCCUGCUGGAAUAGGAAGUGCCAGAUGCCAGAUCUUUCAAAGGCAAAUUCAGCAGAAUGGAGGACAGACGGAGAGUUCACUGUGUCCCAGCGUCACCCAUGUUGUUGUGGAUGACAACAUGGACCGUGACCGGGCCCUGCGCUUACUGAAACUGGAUUGUAUGCCCUCUGGAGUCCAACUAGUGAAAUGCAAUUGGUUGAGCUUGUGCAUCAGUGAAAAACAACUGCUGGAUGUUGACAGCUACAGCCUUCUGUUACCCAAGAGGGAAUCUGAAACACAGUGUGACAACGUUAAAGAAGAGCUUCACAAUGUCAAGCCUGCUGCAGAAGCUGCUGUAGAGCCAAGCAAGCAAGAGACCACAUACACGACGGUCCCAGACACUCAAGAGGAAGUGCAAGGAGAAGAAGACGGCGUCUCUCAGAGUGACCUGGAAGCUCUCCUCCGUGGCCAGCACCCCAAAGAGGAGACUCCUGGCCCCAGCCUCAACCCCGGUCCAGAGUCUGCCGCUCGAGAGGUGACCUUGGGGAAGUGGGUCUGUGCCCAGUCCUCUCAGUCCAAAAGUAAUAACUUCAACAAGCACAUCACUGACAAACUAGAAGUGCUGGCCAAGGCCUACACACACCAGGGGGACAAGUGGAGGGCGCUGGGCUACUCCAAGGCUGUCAACGCACUGAAGAGUUACCACAAGCCUAUUACAUCAUAUCAGGAGGCUUGUCAGAUCCCGGGAAUUGGAAAACGCAUGGCGGACAAAAUUGAUGAGAUCAUGGAGAGCGGUCACCUGCGGAAGCUAGACCACCUCGGGGAGGCUGUGCCGGUACUGGAGCUUUUUACCAACAUCUGGGGGGCAGGGACUAAAACUGCACAGCUGUGGUACCAACAAGGAUUUCGCACGCUGGAGGACAUCCGCACAAAAGCCCACCUCAGCAACACUCAGAAAAUAGGACUCAAGCACUACGACGACCUACUUGACCGAAUGCCCAGAGAAGAAGCAGCAGACAUAGAGAAAGUGGUGAGGGAUGCUGCCCAGGCUAUAGACCCAGGCCUGGUGUCGAUGGCAUGUGGCUCCUACCGUCGCGGAAAGGCCACGUGUGGAGAUGUUGACAUACUUAUAUCCCAUCCUGAUGGCAAGUCUCACAAGGGCGUGUUCAGCAAAGUGUUACAGAGCCUCUGGGACAGUGGGUUUUUGACAGACGACCCGGUGAGCCACGAGGAGAAAGGACAGCAGAAGAAAUACAUGGGCGUGUGUCGUUUGCCAGGCCACCGCCAUCGCAGGCUGGACAUCAUCGUCGUGCCCCACAAUGAGUUUGCCUGUGCUCUUAUGUAUUUCACCGGUUCGGCACAUUUCAACCGUUCAUUAAGAGCCAUGGCAAAGACAAAAAGAAUGAGCUUAUCGGAGCACUCGCUGAACAAAGAUGUGGUGCGUCAGGGUAGCUUGAAGGUGUAUGGCGGCACUCCAUUUGCUACACUGACAGAGAUGGAUGUUUUUAGUGUUUUAGGCAUACCAUACAGACAGCCUCAUGAAAGAGACUGGUGAGGAUUAACCAAUCACAAUGUUCUGUCUGGUUUUAAAGAAAAAUCAUGAUGAUGAAUGAUGACAAGCUGCAAUUAUGCUCUAACAACUCAUUUUAAGAAUGUUGUACUGCUGCACGGAUCAUGCAAGAGCCCUGUUUUAGUUGAAUGCUAAUUUUAUUCUACAGGUUAAAGGGUUGGGUUCACUCAAAUCUCAAGAACAACAUAUUUUUACUUCUUAACUCACAUUUGAUCUCUUCCUCCAGAUUGUUUCAUUUGUCUCAGUGUGCUUUACAGACUGUACAGGAUACGACACCCUCUGUCCUUAGACCCUCGCAUCGCACAAGGAAAAACUUCCAAAAAAAAUGGAAGAAACCUCAGGGAGAGACUGAG